Lemur catta (Ring-tailed lemur) is the source of this 1043-nucleotide messenger RNA. RefSeq names its product phosphatidylethanolamine binding protein 4 (gene PEBP4). Bases 261 to 929 code for a protein of 222 amino acids. The record is from RefSeq and is a predicted model, not a curated record. The transcript has 7 exons. NCBI's taxonomy places the organism in Eukaryota, Metazoa, Chordata, Mammalia, Primates, Lemuridae.
GCAGGGGCAGGACAAGGAGCUGCACUGAGAGGCUUACAUAAGCACAUCUACUUUGCAGCCUGCUCUCUGCCCUGGCAGCCAGGACAAGAGUGACAACAAAGCCGAGGCCUGCCAGAGGAGGGGCCUCCGCCAGGGCUGCAAGUUGAGUCCAGCUUGGAGGAGGCCCAGGUCCUCCCAAGGUACUCGUGUCCGGGUGGCGGAUCAGCUGCUGGAGCCCAGACAGCUGCUCGGCCCUCUCGCUGCACUUACCGGAGGUGCCCAUGGGUUGGAAAAUGAGGCUGCCGACAGCAGCCCUGUUGCUGGGUCUUGUGCUGGUGGUCACUGGAGAAGAGGAAAACAACCCGUGUGCCCAUGACCCCCUGCCGGAGGAAGACACUGUCCUGUGCAAGGGCCUUGAAGUUUUCUACCCAGAGUUGGGGAACAUUGGCUGCACGUAUGUUCCUGACUGCAACAACUACAGAGAGAAGAUCACCUACUGGUCUGAGCCCGUAGUCAAGUUCCCGGGGGCCUUGGACGGCGCAAGCUAUAUCCUGGUGAUGGUGGACCCAGAUGCCCCUAGCAGGUCGCAACCCAAAAGGAGAUUCUGGAGACAUUGGCUGGUAACAGACAUCAAGGGCUCUGACAUGAAGACAGGGAACAUUCAGGGCAAGGAGUUAACAGGCUACCAGCCUCCCUCCCCACCGGCAAACACUGGCUUCCAUCGCUACCAGUUCUUCGCCUUCCUUCAGGAAGGAAGGGUCAUCUCACUCCCUCGGAAAGAAAACAAGACCCGAGGCUCUUGGAAAAUGGAUAAAUUUCUGACCCGCUUCCAUCUGAGCGAACCCGAAGCAAGCACCCAGUUCAUGACCCGGAGCUUCGAGGACUCACGGCCCUUCCAAGCUCUGGGAGGCGGGGACAGGGAGUCCAAGAACAAAUCCAAACGCAGAUAACUGCAAGCUCCACCUUCCAGGCAUGUGUCCACUGCCCACCACCGAGGGUCUGGGGACGCAAGCCACACUGGGUAUAGAACCCCUUCUCCUGCAAAUUAAAAGGAAAACCAUCCA